AUGGGUCAUCUGAAUUCAAGUCUUUUGAAUCUUCUGUUUCUAUUCUUCUCAUCGACACGGUGUCAGCAUAUUCGGAACGAUGAUUUUCUAACGAGAACGGAAGAGAAGCUGACAACAGAUAGGGAUUUUUACGAUCAGUGGAUGGAGUUGAUCACAUUACAGAACUCUCAACUAGAAGAGCAACAAACUGACUAUCCUCUGGAUUAUGUUUUGACAGAUCUUGCUCAAUGUGGUCCUCGAAAAACUGCAGUUCCAGCACUGAAUGACGUUCAUCAUUUGCAAGCGAAUUCGAUUAAAAUUUAUGGAGAAUUGGGACAACUCUCUUCGUAUUGUCCCAGUAAUUAUACUUUGUUACAGAAAGGAAUCUUGGGGCCAUGUAAUCUUCGAUCUUCUGAAAUGUCACUCCCCUCUCUUCCAUCAAUGCUUCAACUUCGUGGAGCACAACUUCAAAAGAUUGAAUCAAAUCAAUUAGAUGAAUCAUUAGCGGAUCAAGCAAGAGAUAUUGGGGAGAAUAUUCGAAGAAUUGAAGGAUUCGAGAAUGAAUGGAAAAUGAUUGUGAUUCUGGCGACGAUUCAAGAUGGAAAGGCUUCUGAAACAGGACAAACGGCAGUCGAAGUACUUGCAGCUAUCGAAGAAUUACAAAAAUUGAUUCCAGAGAAAACGUUUAUCGUAGUUCUCAGAUCAUCUGGAAGUGGAAUCUGGAGAGAUGCAAGUCAUCAAUCUCUGGCUUGUAAAAGUCAAUUGGCUCAAUGGAAAGUACACAAUAAAUUCAAUUACAAUUCGGUGUGGGAUCAGGUUGAAAUAAUCGUCGAGAAAAACUACCGAAAGCCUCAAUUCCACGUAGAAGUUCUUCCACUUCUCAAAGAUCCAGGCCUCACUAAUCUUCCAGAUGGUGUGGAUCUCAGUGUUCUCGGCUACGACUGCGCUCAUUUCUCUGAGCGAGGGCUCUCUCUUCUUCAUCUUGCCGUUUGGAAUUCUCUUUUCACAAGAAAUUCAGCAAGAGAAUCACAAUAUCGACCGACAGCUUCUCAAGUUUUGUGUCCCGAUCCAACAUGUCCAUUUAUCCGGACUCCUUCGAACUCUGACAUGUGCAUUUGGACGGGUACAAUGCCUGACGACGAAUUCUAUUGGGUUGAUUACCUGAUAUUCAUUGGCAUCUGGGUUCUCCUGAUGGUUCUUCUAGUGAUAAUCUUCUACUGCAUUUGCGUUACAAGAAGAGUUGCAUCCGAGAAGACGCCUACCAAAGCUUUUGGAGCAAGCUUUAGUUCGAUUAAAUUUAUAGAUGAGGACGUUGUUUAG
Molecule: messenger RNA, 1299 nt
Organism: Caenorhabditis remanei
Lineage: Eukaryota; Metazoa; Nematoda; Chromadorea; Rhabditida; Rhabditidae
Exons: 6
Coding region: 1-1299 (432 amino acids)
Biological process (GO): phospholipid metabolic process
Molecular function (GO): glycerophospholipase activity
Source: RefSeq, a predicted model, not a curated record